GCAUGUGGGAUCCUCCCAGACUGGGGCACGAACCCGUGUCCCCUGCAUCGGCAGGCGGACUCUCAAUCACUGUGCCACCAGGGAAGCCCCUAUGAUCCUUUUAAUCAUUGUUGCAUUCAGUUUGCUAGCAUUUUGUUGAGGAUAUUUGCAUCUAUAUUCAUCAGUGAUAUUGGUGUGUAAUUUUCUUUUUUUGUAGUAUCUUUGACUGGUUUUGGUCUCGGGGUGAUGGUGGCCUUGUAGAAUGAGUUUGGGAGUGUUCCUUCCUCUGCAGUUUUUUGGAAGAGUUUGAGAAGGAUGGGUGUGAGGUCUUCUCUAAAUGUUUGAUAAAAUUCACCUGUGAAGCCAUCUGGUCCUGGACUUUUGUUUGUUCGGAGAUUUUUAAUCACAGUUUCAAUUUCAUUACUUGUGAUUGGUCUGUUCAUUUUUCCUACUUUUUCCUGGUUCGGUCUUGGAAGGUAUACCUUUCUAAGAAUUUGUCCAUUUCUUCCAGGUUGUCCACUUUAUUUGCAUAGAGUUGCUUGUAGUACUCUCUUAUGAUGCUUUGUAUUUCUGUAGUGUCCAUUGUAACUUCUCCUUUUUCAUUUCUAAUGUUAUUGAUUUGAGUCCUCUCCCUCAUUUUCUUGAUGAGUCUGGCUAAAGGUUUAUCAAUUUUGUGUUUUUUCUCAGAGAACCAGCUUUUAGUUGUAUUGAUCUUUGCUGUUGUUUUCUUUGCUUCUAUUUCAUUUAUUUCUGCUCUGAUCUUUACAAUUUCUUUCCUUCCACUAACUUUGGGUUUUGUUUGUUUUACUUUCUCUGGUUCCUUUAGGUGUAAGGUUAGAUUGUUUAUUUGAGAUUUUUCUUGUUUCUUGAGGUAGGAUUGUACUGCUAUAAACUUUCCUCUUAGAACGGCUUUUGUUGCAUCCCGUAAGUUUUGGAUCAUUGUGUUUCGUUGUCAUUUGUUUCUAGGCAUUGUUUUGAUUUCCUCUAUGAUUUCUUCAGUGAUCUCCUGGUUAUUUAAUAAUGUAUUGUUUAGCCUCCACGUGUUUGUGUUUUUUACGUUUUAUUUCCCUGUAAUUUAUUUCUAAUCUCAUAGCAUUGUGGUUGGAAAAGAUGCUUGAUAUGAUUUCAGUUUUCUUAAAUUUACCAAGACUUGAUUUGUGACCCAAAAUGUGAUCUAUCCUGGAGAAUGUUCCAUGUGCACUUGAGAAGAAAAUGUUAUCUGCUGUUUUUGGAUGGAAUGUCCUAUAAGUAUCAAUUAAAUCUAUCUGGUCUAUUGUGUCAUUUAAAGCUUCUGUUUCCUUAUUAAUUUUCUGUCUGGAUGAUCUGUCCAUUGGUGUAAGUGAGGUGUUAAAGCCCCCCACUAUUGUGUUACUGUCGAUUUCCUCUUUUAUGGCUGUUAACACUCGUAUUGAGGUGCUCCAAUGUUGGGUGCGUGUGUAUCUAUAAUUGUUUUAUCUUCUUCUUGGAUUGAUCCCUUGAUCAUUAUGUAGUGUCCUUCCUUGUCUCUUGUAAGACUCUUUAUUUUAAAGUCUACUUUGUCUGAUAUGAGUAUUGCUACUCCAGCUUUCUUUUGAUUUCCAUUUGCAUGGAAUGUCUUUUUCCACCCCCUCACUUUCAGUCUGUAUGUGUCCCUAGGUCUGAAGUGGGUCACUUAUAGACAGCAUAUAUAUGGAUCUUCUUUUUGUACCCAAUCAGUGAGCCUGUGUCUUUUUUUUUUUUUUUUUGCGGUACGCAGGCCUCUCACCGUUGUGGCCUCUCCCGUUGCGGAGCAGAGGCUCUGGACACACAGGCUCAGCGGCCAUGGCUCACGGGCCCAGCCGCUCCAUGGCAUGUGGGAUCUUCCCGGACCGGGGCAUGAACCCGUGUCCCCUGCAUUGGCAGGCGGACUUUCAACCACAGUGCCACCAGGGAAUCCCUAGCCUGUGUCUUUUUGUUGGAGCAUUUAAUCCAUUCACAUGUAAGGUAAAUAUUGAUAUGUAUGUUCCUAUUACCACUUUCUUAAUUGUUUUAGGUUUUUUUUUGUAGGUCCUUUUCUUCCCUUGUGUUUCCCACUUAGAGAAGUUCCUUUAGCAUUUGUUGUAGAGCUGGUUUGGUGGUGCUGAAUUCUCUUAGCUUUUGCUUGUCUGUAAAGCUUUUGAUUUCUCCAUUGAAUCUGAAUGAGAUCCUUGCCAGUAGAGUAAUCUUGGUUGUAUGUUCUUCCCUUUCAUCACUUUAAAUAUAUCGUGCCACUCCCUUCUGGCUUGUAGAGUUUCGUCUGAGUAAUCAGCUGUUAACUUUAUGGGAGUUCCCUUGUAUGUUGUCAUUUUUCCCUUGUUUUAAUAAUUUUUCUUUAAUUUUUGUCUAUUUGAUUACUACAUGUCUCGGCAUGUUUCUCCUUGGGUUUAUCCUGCCUGGGACUCUCUGCACUUCCUGGACUUGGGUGGCUAUUUCCUUUCCCAUGUUAGGGAAGUUUUCAACUAUAAUCUCUUCAAAUAUUUCCUCGGGUCCUUUCCCUCUCUCUUUUCCUUCUGGGACCUCUAUAAUGCUAAUGUUAGUGUGUUUAAUGUUGUCCCAGAGGUCUCUUAUGCUGUCUUCAGUUCUUUUAAUUCUUUUUUCUUUAUUCUGUUCUGCGGCAGUGAAUUCCACCAUUCUGUCUUCCAGGUCACUUAUCCGUUCUUCUGCCUCAGCUGUUCUGCUAUUGAUUCCUUCUAGUCUAUUUUUUUAAAUUUUUAUUAUUGUAAUGUUCAUCUCUGUUUGUUUGUUCUUUAAUUCUUCUAGGUCUUUGUUAAACAUUUCCUGCAUCUUCUGGAUCUCUGCCUCUAUUCUGUUUCCGAGGUCCUGGAUCAUCUUCACUAUCAUUAUUCUGAAUUCUUUUUCUGGAAGGUUGCCUAUCUCCACUUCAUUUAGCUGUUUUUCUGGGGUUUUAUCUUAUUCCUUCAUCUGGUAUAUAGUCCUCUGCCUUUUCAUUUUGUCUGUCUUUCUGAGAAUGUGGUUUACAUCCUCCAGGCUGCAGGAUUGCAGAUCUUCUUGCUUCUGGUGGAUGAGGCUAUCUAAGAGGCUUGUGCAACCUUCCUGAUGGGAGGGACUAGUGGUGGGUACAGCUGGGUGUUGCUCUGGUGGGCAGAGCUCAGUAAAACUUUAAUCCGCUUGUCUGCUGAUGGGUGGGGCUGAGUUCCCUCCCUGUUGGUUGUUUGGCCUGAGGAGACCCAGCACUGGAGCCUACAGGCUCUUUGAUGGGGCUAAUGGUGGACUCUGGGAGGGCUCACGCCAAGGAGUACUUCCCAGAACUUCCGCUGCUAAUGUUCUUGUCCUUGGGGUGAGCCACAGCUGUCCCCCACCUCUGCAGGAGACCCUCCAACACAAGCAGAUGACAACGGCAACACGACAAGAAGUUCUUGGCCUCUACCGCAGAAUUUUCAGGCUUGCGAGGAAAUGGCAGGCUGCAUCAGGGCAGAUGGAAGACACCAUUAGAGAGAAACAGUACAUAUUAAAUGAAGCCAGAACACUGUUUCAGAAAAACAAAAAUCUUACAGACACAGACCUGAUUAAACAGUGUAUAGAUGAGUGCACAGCCAGGAUUGAAAUUGGACUACAUUACCAGAUUCCUUAUCCAAGGCCAAUUCAUCUACCUCCUAUGGGCCUUACCCCACUACGAGGCCGGGGACUUCGAAGCCAGGAUAAAUUGAGGAAAUUUGCCAAACCAGUAUAUCUCAAGUCUCACGAUGAAGUUUCCUAACCCAGAAAAAAAGUUUUUUUCUGAGAAUGAUGAGCCAACUAGGUCUUAAAUGUAAACCAGACAACAAAGCUCUUCUUGAUUGGGAGCAAAAAUCCAAAUAUCUUCUUAAAACCUUCAAAAUACUGGUACUCACCCCAUGGCGUGUGCUCAAACAUCACUACAGUUUGUCAGGAUCUUGCUGCCUGAGUGGACAGCACUAACCCUAGAGGUCAUGGACCUUAUAUCCUCACUGAAGCAUCAUCUGGAAACAAGACUAAGGCCUGUGGGCAGAAGACUGAAAGGUGACAAAGCUCUUCAAGGGAAUGCCGGUCACCACACGUGCCAGCUGAUAUGAAGAAAUUAGCCAGUUGCUGGAAGUUCUCAUGGCUACUAUAAAACUAUAUACCACCCCUCAGAAUAUUUUUAGGCUUUUUUUUUCAAGUUAUAGAUUUGCUUAAAAGUGGGUUUUUUGUGUGUGCUUUGUUGUCUUCUGACACUUCCAAUUUCCACAUAAACAACUCCCCUUAAAAAGCG
Messenger RNA from Globicephala melas (long-finned pilot whale), 4207 nucleotides. RefSeq names its product LYR motif containing 1 (gene LYRM1). NCBI's taxonomy places the organism in Eukaryota, Metazoa, Chordata, Mammalia, Artiodactyla, Delphinidae. The record is from RefSeq and is a predicted model, not a curated record. Gene Ontology annotation, cellular component: mitochondrion.